This is a messenger RNA of Camelina sativa (false flax), 852 nucleotides long. The record is from RefSeq and is a predicted model, not a curated record. Lineage: Eukaryota; Viridiplantae; Streptophyta; Magnoliopsida; Brassicales; Brassicaceae.
AUGUAUGAACAAGAGAUAUUAGCUCUGCGACCAAGCAAACUCGGGGCAAAGGAAAAAUUGACCUGGCUACCCGCUAAGGAUGGAGAAUACAACAUCAAAACAGGGUACCAGGAAGUAGUAAGAUCAAAGGGUCCAACUAACACACAGUCACCUGGACUGCACAACUUUAACUGGAUCACAGGGCUCUGGAACCUACAAUGUGCACCAGAGAUCAAAUUCUUUUUAUGGAAAGCUCUGCACAAUGCCAUUCCGGUAGGAAGUAACUUACAAGAGUGUGGUAUUAAUCCGACAGCGAACUGCCCUCACAGUGGAAACGAAGAGACUGGGGUACACCUCCUCUUUCUAUGCCCCUUUGCCGUGAAGGUGUGGGAUCUGGCCCCUUUCAAGGCCUCUGUUGGUUCUCCCCAGAUACCAUCCAUUCAAGCGGGAUUUGAACGUCUACUACAAUCGAUUUGCCUUCCCCCAGUGGGACUCAGUCAAGGACCCCUUUUUCCCUGGAUUAUCUGGACCCUAUGGACAAAUCGAAACAAAAAGAUUUUUGAGAACAAACAGAUGGCUAGUACUGAAGUAAUGACACAAGCUAUACUUCAGGCAAAAGAGUGGAACGCUAAUCAGAUCUCAGCGAAAACAUCUACCCAUUUACCUCGAUCUGAGAUGAUACAGGAACGGAAAGCUGAUACAGUACGGUGUUCCUCAGAUGCAGCCUGGAGGGAGGAUACCAAACAAGCGGGUUUAGGCUGGAUCUUCGAAGAACAAUUCCCUUUCCCGGAACAACAAGGUCGAUCCACGGCAGAGAAAGUCAGUUCGCCUCUGGUUGCAGAGGCACUGGCGAUGAGGACGGCUCUUCAUUAA